GAAUUCCAUAGAUAAUAUAGUAUUGUCUAUAAUCUAUAAUAAUCUAAAAUUUAAAAUGAUAAACAAAUGAAAAACUUUCAAAAGAUUUAAUCCAAUUUAAAUUUUCAUAAUGACGGGGUUGGUUGACCUUGAAAAUUCAAUCAUUGAAAUUGAAUUGAAAAACAAUUGAAUUGGUUGGAUGGUAUCAAGAAAAUCGAUUAUUAACUUACAUUUCUUAUAAAAUAUUAAUUAAAUUAACCGAUCAACUUACUUCGUUAUUAAUCAAACAUUUUUUUCUUGAUUUCCAUUUUUUUUUCAAAAAACGAGAAACAGAUAUAUAUAUUUUAAUAUGAAAGUAACUCCUACCCCUUCGGAUACUGAGGUUUCUGCACUUGAAAACAAAAAUCUGGGACGUAUCACGCAAAUAAUUGGGCCGGUACUCGAUGUAGAUUUUCCACCAGGAAAGAUGCCUUAUAUUUACAACGCUCUGAUAGUUCAAGGUCGAGAUAGUGUUGGCCAACAAAUUAAUGUAACUUGUGAAGUACAGCAAUUAUUAGGAAAUAAUCGAAUUAGAGCUGUAGCUCUGAGUGCUACGGAUGGUCUAAAGAGAGGACUGGAAGUGGUUGACACGGGAGCUGCUCUAAGUGUUCCAGUUGGCGGAGCAACCCUAGGUCGAAUUUUCAACGUGCUUGGAGAGCCUAUUGAUAAUUUGGGUCCUGUAGAUACUCGCACAACAUCUCCUAUUCAUAGAUCUGCGCCUUCCUUUGUACAGUUAGAUACAAAAUUAUCCAUUUUUGAAACUGGAAUUAAAGUAGUCGAUCUUUUAGCCCCCUAUCGUCGCGGCGGAAAAAUAGGACUUUUAGGGGGGGCUGGGGUAGGUAAAACCGUACUCAUUAUGGAAUUGAUCAAUAACAUUGCCAAAGCUCAUGGAGGUGUAUCUGUAUUUGGCGGAGUAGGUGAGCGUACUCGUGAGGGAAAUGAUCUUUAUAUGGAAAUGAAAGAAUCCGGAGUAAUUAAUGAAAAAAAGAUUGAUGAAUCAAAAGUAGCUCUAGUCUAUGGUCAAAUGAAUGAACCGCCCGGAGCUCGUAUGAGAGUUGGUUUAACUGCCCUAACUAUGGCCGAAUAUUUCCGAGAUGUCAAUGAACAGGACGUCCUUCUAUUUAUCGACAAUAUCUUCCGUUUUGUCCAAGCCGGAUCCGAAGUAUCGGCCUUAUUGGGCCGAAUGCCUUCCGCUGUGGGUUAUCAACCUACCCUAGGUACUGAAAUGGGUACUUUACAAGAAAGAAUUACUUCUACCAAAGAAGGGUCUAUAACUUCUAUUCAAGCAGUUUAUGUACCUGCAGACGAUUUGACCGAUCCUGCUCCUGCCACGACAUUUGCACAUUUGGAUGCAACUACUGUACUCUCAAGAGGAUUAGCUGCCAAAGGUAUUUAUCCAGCAGUAGAUCCUUUAGAUUCAACGUCAACCAUGCUCCAACCUCGGAUCGUUGGGGAAGAACAUUAUCAAACUGCGCAAAGAGUUAAACAAACGUUACAACGUUACAAAGAACUUCAGGACAUUAUAGCUAUUCUUGGGUUGGACGAAUUAUCCGAAGAGGAUCGCUUAAUCGUAGCAAGAGCACGAAAAAUUGAACGUUUCUUUUCACAACCUUUUUUCGUAGCAGAAGUAUUUACCGGUUCCGGAGGGAAAUAUGUCGGUCUAGCAGAAACAAUUAGAGGGUUUAAAUUGAUUCUUUCUGGAGAAUUCGACAGUCUUCCUGAACAAGCCUUUUAUUUAGUAGGUAAUAUCGAUGAAGCUACUGCGAAGGAUGCGAACUUACGAAAUUAGAAAUGGAGAACAAAUUCAAGAAAUGACUUUAAAUCUUUGUGUACUGACCCCUAAUCGAAUUGUUUGGGAUUCAGAAGUGACGGAAAUUAUUUUAUCUACUAAUAGUGGACAGAUUGGGGUAUUAAAAAACCAUGCGCCUAUUGCCACAGCUUUAGAUAUAGGUAUUUUGAAAAUACGACUUAACGACCGAUGGUUAACGGUGGCUCUGAUGGGCGGUUUUGCUAGAAUAGGCAAUAAUGAGAUCACUAUUUUAGCAAAUGAUGCAGAAAGGGGUAGUGACGUUGAUCCACAAGAAGCACAACAAACUCUUAAAAUAGCAGAAGCUAACUUGAAUAAGGCCAAGGGCAAGAGACAAACAAUUGAGGCAAAUCUAGCUCUCCGACGAGCUAGGACACGAGUAGAGGCUAUCAAUACCAUCUCGUAACAAGUUAAUGCAGCCAAAUAAUUUAAAAUUGAAAAAAAAAAAUAGAUAGAAUAGAAAAAGAUAGAAAAUUACAAUAAGAAAGGGUGAAGAGAAAAACUUAUUAGAUAUCGAAAUCAAUGGUAUGGUAUCUAAUAAGUUCUAGCUAUACCUUACCUACUAUUGGAUUUGAACCAAUGACUCCUGCCGUAUGAAAGCAAUACUCUAACCACUGAGUUAAGUAGGUCAUUUAUCAUCCUAAAUAAAAAAAAAGUACCUGUCUAUCAGAUCAAUGGAUUUUGAAUGUUAUAUUACUUAUUCUAAACAAUACCAACGCAAUAUCAAUCAAAGAGAUGGAUCAUGUAAUAUUCAUCUUGACAAGAAUUUAUUUCUCGAAUAUGAUAAAAUAUGUAUCAAAAGCACAAGGGCUAUAGCUCAGUUAGGUAGAGCACCUCGUUUACACACGCGCCAAUGUUUUUUUUCAUAGGAGUCCAUCAUGUAAUUAAAAGAGUUGAUCUUAUUGAGAAAUCGAUGUCUUACUCCAUAAGAGAACAAUAGCCUGACAAAGGAUUUAGACGUCAAAUAGAAUCCAUAAUGGAUUUGAGAUAUUGAUAAGGUGAAUACUCAAUCUAUUCAAUGCUAGGCAAUGAGUCUAGGGACCUCAGAAAAAUUAUCUUUUCUUCCUAUCUUAUGAACUUUAAGGUGUAUGAAGUUUCAUUUCCUAUUUGAUAUUUUUAGUUAAGUAGGUUGAUAGAGAGUCCAUUUAACUUAAGUUGAUUCAAGCCAGAAGCAGACCUACGUCAGGAUAACCUUCUUCUUUGAAAAACUUUGGUAGUGCUCUUAGAUUUUAAUCUAAAUAAGAAAUAAGAAAUCAGAGCACAGGGAGUCAUUUCCUUUUUCUUUGUGUAAAGAAAAAAGAUGGUAGACUAAUUGAUAUUUCUAUCAGUUAAUGAAAAAGCCCAAUGCAAAAAAAAAUGCACGUUGGGUCUUUCAAACAAUUCAAAUCAUUUUGAUAAUAAUAGUUUGAUCUGUUUUAC
Molecule: messenger RNA, 3244 nt
Organism: Trifolium pratense (red clover)
Lineage: Eukaryota; Viridiplantae; Streptophyta; Magnoliopsida; Fabales; Fabaceae
Product: ATP synthase subunit beta, chloroplastic
Exons: 1
Coding region: 329-1807 (492 amino acids)
Biological process (GO): proton motive force-driven mitochondrial ATP synthesis; proton transmembrane transport
Cellular component (GO): chloroplast thylakoid membrane
Molecular function (GO): ATP hydrolysis activity; proton-transporting ATP synthase activity, rotational mechanism; ATP binding
Source: RefSeq, a predicted model, not a curated record